AUGGUGAAGCCUCUUGUGCACGCAACCGUCGAUGGUUUUACGACUACCGUAUUCGCCUACGGCAGCACCGGCUCUGGGAAGACGCACACCAUCAGUGGGACAGACGAGGACCCCGGUGUGCUACCACGCGCCGUAAGGCUGCUGUUCGAGCGGCUGGAGUCGGAUAUGGCGGCCGGUUCGGACAAGGCCUUCAUGGUUUUCCUGACGUACGAAAGACGGACCUAG
This is a messenger RNA of Ectocarpus siliculosus, 225 nucleotides long. NCBI's taxonomy places the organism in Eukaryota, Phaeophyceae, Ectocarpales, Ectocarpaceae. The record is from the annotation of a GenBank genome assembly.